AUGGUCACUGAGCCGCAACUGGAUCGUACCGUCGAUUCAGAGACGUUAUGGCUCCCAUGCGAACUAACAGGGCCCGGUUGGAAAGCACGUGGUGAUCGCAUACCUGCCGACAAACGAGUGCCAUUUAACCGACCAACAGCAAAGCAGAUUCUCGACGCUCUUCCAUUUGUUACACGAUACUUCUUUUAUUGGGUGAAGCAUACUUUCGACAAAGAGAAGCUGUUCAUCAACACUUUUCAGCCGCUUAAACACAAACCAUUUUAUGGCGUUCCAUGUGGUGGUAUUGGUUGUGGUGCUAUGGGACGCGAUUUUCGUGGUGGUUUCUGCAAGUUUAGUUUGCGACCUGGACUUGUGGAACACAAAGUGGACAUAAUUCCUGCUAACCACUUUAUUUUGUCAGUGCGCUGUGAUGGUCGUUGUAUAUAUCAGAAAGUGCUAUCCUGUGCUGACAUGGCACUCUCCGGUCAGCAGCUGAGUGCUUGGGACUUCUCAUUUCCGAAGAAGGAUUUGUACUACAGGACUGUUUUUUAA
Messenger RNA from Angiostrongylus costaricensis, 531 nucleotides. Lineage: Eukaryota; Metazoa; Nematoda; Chromadorea; Rhabditida; Metastrongylidae. The record is from the annotation of a GenBank genome assembly.